This is a messenger RNA of Daucus carota subsp. sativus, 1016 nucleotides long. Its product is annotated as protein RGF1 INDUCIBLE TRANSCRIPTION FACTOR 1. The coding region runs from base 205 to 786 and encodes 193 amino acids. NCBI's taxonomy places the organism in Eukaryota, Viridiplantae, Streptophyta, Magnoliopsida, Apiales, Apiaceae. The record is from RefSeq and is a predicted model, not a curated record. The transcript is spliced from 4 exons.
AAGACAGAGGACAACGGCCCACUUCUCACGCCUCCGCUUCUAAAACCCUCACCUCUCUCGAGAACCACGCCCCCCCCCCCCCCCCCCCCCAUUUUGUCUCAAUAAAUUCCAAACCCCCUGUUCGAAUUUCGACUCUGCUCCACUCUGUUCAAACUGGCGAUCGACAAUCACGACCCAUUCGUCAAGCCCAACAGCAGGCGCGUCAUGGGUCCUGAAGUUGAUGAAAAGUCGUGGCCGGAAUGGGCUAAGGCUUUGCUCGCUGAGAAAUUCUUUGAUCAAUGCGAAUUGCACUCUGAUUCCAACAAGAAUGAGUGUAAUUUGUUUUGUCUUGAUUGCUAUUCGGCUCCUCCGAUAUGUUCGCUCUGUGUUACUGAUCACGAAGACCACCCUGUCAUUCAGAUAAGAAGGUCAUCAUACCAUGAUGUGAUUCGAGUUUCUGAGAUUGAAAGGUAUCUGGACACUGCUUAUAUCCAGACCUAUGUUAUCAAUGGUGCUAAGGUUGUUUUCUUAAACAAACGACCACAACUUAGGCCUAGCAAAGGUGUUUCCAAUACUUGUGUUGCAUGUGAUCGCGGCCUUCUUGACAACUUCCGUUUCUGUUCUCUUGGGUGCAAGAUUACCAGUACUUCAGGGGACGGGGGAGAUGACAGUUCUGGUAGUAGCAGCAAUGUGCAAGGUUUCAGUCCGUCAACACCACCAACUGCACUGCUCACUUUCAAAUCAGGCAAUAGAAGAAAGGGUAAACCUCGCAGAGCUCCAACAGGUGGAUUAAUCAUGGAGAAGUAGCUCCACUUUGGUUUUACCAAAUUACCAUUUCGAAAGUACUAGUUUGGUACUUAACUUGUAAGAGUAGCAUAUGCCAUACAAAAUAGGAUGGUCACCUAUACAUUUGUUGGUUAUUUUACUUUAUUCACAUUGGUCAAAUAUUUUCUUGUUAUCUGGAUUAAAACCUUGGAAGCAGUUUAUUGAUGUGGAUUCUGCAACUCUGUUGAUGCAGUAGUUCAAGUUUCAAAUCU